UGAAUUUCUAGUCCAUAUAAUUGUUAGUUUAAAAUACAACUGGGACAUUGAUCUCAUUCAUGUGGGAAAAAUGUUUCACCCGCAUUCUGAACGUAACGGCUUACAACUGUUCACUAUUUACAGGCGGCCGGAUGGCUGAGUCGGUAGAGUCGCGGAACGGUAUUCCGAUGGUACCGGGGUUUGAGUCCCAUUGAGGCUGCAUAUUUUUCUCACCCUGUGACUUGAAAGUAAAGCUAAGAAGUAAUUAGGGGACUUGGGGCUCUAUGUCUGUCCCCGCCAUUAAAGCUGUCACGUCGCCAUAUGACUUAAAUCACACAAUGUCUUACAAUUAAUUCCUAUUAUUUUGAAUCAUCAUUAAUGCCCAAAACUGUCGCCCAAAUCAAACCGGAAUGCUGUUCCAAUGUGUGAAUUACCCUUAUAUCCGGUUAAUCUCUUAAUACAUUAGAAACACGAACUAAUCGCUAAUUCAUUUGAUACCAUAAUUAAAUCUUUUUCUGCUAUAUUAAUUUGCAAUUAAUAACUAAAACGGGAAUUAUAUUAAUGGCAAAGAACAAACGGAUUUGCACUGGGAAACAGACGAAAAUUAAGAAAAGAAUAAACCCUAAAUCAAAUUGAAAUACAAUUAAAAUGUUAAAAUACGCCGUUUAAGAUUAGUUUAAGAGUAAAGCAAAUAAUUACAAUAGGUAGUAAAAUAUUUGCCAAAUUUUGGAGCGCCGGUAUUUUAAUAAACAUAUAUUUGUAAGAUCGACCGACUUUUAAAAGUUUGUAAUUAUUAUAGCAUAAUUUAAUAAGUACUUUGUACCAGUUUGGUUGAGCACGAAGUAAGUAUUGAUUUCAAAGUAGCCGUUAUAAAUAUGUGAAAAACUCUACUAAAUAGUUAGAAAUUUUAUUGCUGAAAUUUGCUGAACUGAGUGACUUCUGAUUAAUGUGUACAUGUUAUGGGUGGAUGGGGUAUUUAGUUUCUUGACCUGAAUGGAUGGCAAUUUAACAUGAGGACAACAUUUGGAUAUCUGUAAACAACAGAUUGCGAAAAGAGAUUGCAUUUUAAUCUACACUAGACCCUUUAAGAAGAUUCGGCGCUAAUUGCAAAGGAAACCUAUCUUAUUAACACUGUCGAGGGACUUGUUAAACUGUUGUAAACAUGAAGUCUUGUGGUAAAUGUGAUGUCGAGAUAAGUGUUACAUUUGAUGGACUGGAGACAGUGGAGCCCGUUCCUGAAUGUCUACAAGAAGCAUUUCUCAGUUCUUCGCCGACGGAAACAGGAACCAGUCAACAAAAUCACGUGACGUUGCCCAAUAGGUAUGCGCAGUGGGUGAAUAACUUUACGGACGCUGAGAAGCAGGAAAUAAACGUUGAUAUGGCAACAGAAACUACUCGUGAGCGGGAAAAAGAUCUAGGAACUGCACUCCAAUGGAUUAAACAAGAAAUGGCAAUUAUGAAAGAACAAGACAAGUCUCUCAUGAAACAGUUUGUUACACUAAGAUCGAAAAUUCUUCAACUUCGAUGCAUAUAUGAUCUCGAAGAGUCAUAUUCAGAUCACAGCCUAGACGAGAGCACCUAUUCUUUAGAUGACCGGUCGGAGAGUCUAUGUCUGAGCUCAUAUCAUACCCGCUCUAGUUCAGAUGUAGAAACGAAUGGAUUCCGGUCAAGGACGAGUUCUUUGCUAAUUCCAGAAAAUGAAAAACCAGGGCCAAUAACACGGAUCAAAUGGAAAAGUCACGAAUACUUGUAGCCCGAAUGGAAACGAGGCUGGUGUAUUCAAUGUAAGCAGACGAAGCGAGCGUUCGUCAAUGCAGAUGAAGCAGUUGGAAAGCGACCGGAUGUUAUGGAUAUGUGUGUGCCGAGAAUGACACCACAUUGUCUUCGAGAGGGUGUUUAUCUUAACCGGAAGUCACCGUAAUGCCACAAGUCACAUGACCAAACUGCAAAUCAUUAGUUUUCUGGGAAGUGAACUAUAGCUACUGACACAAUCAAGGAGCAUACAACCGGAAUUUAUAAUUGUGCAAACAGUUUUUCUAAAAGAAAACGACUUCAAUCAUACAUAUCAGUAGUGAGUUUGAUGUAAUUGACGACGACUACAAACAUGACUCGUACCAGCAGAGAAAUAUCAUGA
This is a messenger RNA of Ruditapes philippinarum (Manila clam), 2113 nucleotides long. RefSeq lists its product as uncharacterized. NCBI's taxonomy places the organism in Eukaryota, Metazoa, Mollusca, Bivalvia, Venerida, Veneridae. The coding region runs from base 1142 to 1732 and encodes 196 amino acids. The transcript has 4 exons. The record is from RefSeq and is a predicted model, not a curated record.